Molecule: messenger RNA, 387 nt
Organism: Trichoplax adhaerens
Lineage: Eukaryota; Metazoa; Placozoa; Uniplacotomia; Trichoplacea; Trichoplacidae
Exons: 3
Coding region: 1-387 (128 amino acids)
Biological process (GO): regulation of transcription by RNA polymerase II
Cellular component (GO): mediator complex
Molecular function (GO): transcription coregulator activity
Source: RefSeq, a predicted model, not a curated record
AUGGCGACUGCUACUGUCGAAAGCAGAAUCGAUGAAUUAGAUAAAACGAGAAAGAAAGUACUCAAUGUCGUCGAAAUUGCUGAUCAAAUCUUGAAAGAACUAUCAAACGAUCAUCCGUCCACCCAAUCUGUUAAAAGUUCUACAACUACAUUUGCGUCCCUACUGGAAAGCAUCGAGCGUGAACUAACCCAACAUAUUAAUCAUUUACUCUCAGUAACGAAGGAACAACAACAAGAACAAGUAACUUAUACUCAGGAAAAGGAUUGUGAAUUGGCAUUAAUGAGAGUAAGUCAAAUAAAAAAAAUGGUUGAAAAGGCUAUUGAAUUGCACCGGUCUCCAGUUGCAAGUACCCAACACGGUGAUAUUGAACCUAUGGACGAAUCUUAA